Messenger RNA from Rotaria socialis, 1572 nucleotides. NCBI's taxonomy places the organism in Eukaryota, Metazoa, Rotifera, Eurotatoria, Philodinida, Philodinidae. The record is from the annotation of a GenBank genome assembly.
AUGAAUACCACCACUACCGUCAAUACGAGUCCUUUGUCUUUACUAAGACGGACACCACGUCGAAAACUAUUUUCUUCAAGUGAAGAUGAUGAUAGUCCACUUUUAAUGUCUUUAAGAACAUCAAAGUCAAUAUCACUACUUAAUGGUAACAAUAAUUCAGCAGCUAUUAUUCCAUUAACCGGUAUCCUUGAAGCACGAACCACAUUAUCUUCAAUUGAAAACAAUCAUGUUAUAUCUACUCGUCAAUCAAAACUUGAACAAUUUGGAUUUGAUAUGUUACCUCGUUCAUCAGCAGUACUAAAACGUCAAUUAUGCAAAGAAAAUUUAAAACCAGUAACUGAUUCAAUUGUUCCUAUUCAUCGUACAAAUAAAAUAAAAAGAAUGCGAACUAUCGAAGCACAACAACAAUCGAUAAUGCCGUCGUCGUCUCAUACAAUGAAAACACGAUUUCAAUCAUCAACAGAUUCUCAUUCAGAUCAUUUAGUUAAAUUAUUUGAUAAGACACUUUCAACGGUCACACCUGUACGGGAUAGUACAAAUGAACAUAAUGUUAUUAAUAGUCGAUACCGACGUGGACAACCAUUACCGUUAAUAUUAUCAGAUAGUAGCCAUGAAGAUGAUAUGCCUGUAUUGACAUUGAGUGAUAGUGAUUUAUCAUCAAGUGAAAAUAAAAAACGAACAUUUGAACAACUACAAACCGAUGAAAAUAGUUGUGGUCGAAUAUUGAAACGAAGUAAAAUUGCACAUGAUGAAGAAAAUAAAGAAAACGCAUUUUUUAUUCAACCACCUGUAUCAAUUCGUAUUCGACGAGGAAUUGUUCGUAGUUUUUCAGAACAACAACCGAGUGUAAAUGAAGAACAAUUGAAAGCUUCAGUUGAACUUGGUUCAAAUCGUAAUUUAAUCGGUGAUCGUAGUCGAACUUAUUUAUUACCACGAUGUAUGAGUCGCAAACAUGCUGAUCUUGCUUGUAUCAGUGCUGAAACAACGAUCGAUCUUCUUCGUGGCAAAUACUCUUCCGAGAUUGAACAAUUACAUGUAAUCGAUUGUCGCUAUCCGUACGAAUACGAUGGAGGCCAUAUAUCGUCAGCAAAAAACAUCUUCACAAGACCACAAAUUCAUGAAGAAUAUUUCCGAUCACCAAUUAAACUAAAAGAUCCAACAAAACGAAUUGUUUUUGUAUUUCAUUGUGAAUUUUCAUCAGAACGUGCACCCUCACUAUUACGUUAUAUGCGGUCUGAAGAUCGAAAUAUUCAUGCAAGUAAUUAUCCAGCUCUUCAUUAUCCAGAAUUGUAUCUAUUAGAAGGUGGUUAUAAAGCAUUAUUUGAACAUUCAACAGAAUUCUGUAAACCAAGUUUUUAUCGUACGAUGUUGGACGAAAAAUUUCAAGAACAAUGUCGGCAAUUUCGAUCAUUUUCAAAACAAUCAGAAAAAUUCACUUGUUUAAGAGAAGAUAUAUCUCAUGUUGGUUAUGGUAUUCAAAGUAAUAGUAGACGUACACGUACAACAAUUCGUUCAAGUCUAUCGUUAUGUUUCACGAGUACAUCGCUAGCAAAUCAAAUGGAUCUCUCUUGA